Molecule: messenger RNA, 549 nt
Organism: Colletotrichum acutatum
Lineage: Eukaryota; Fungi; Ascomycota; Sordariomycetes; Glomerellales; Glomerellaceae
Product: ubiquitin-conjugating enzyme
Exons: 7
Coding region: 1-549 (182 amino acids)
Biological process (GO): ubiquitin-dependent protein catabolic process; protein polyubiquitination
Cellular component (GO): nucleus
Molecular function (GO): ubiquitin conjugating enzyme activity
Source: RefSeq, a predicted model, not a curated record
AUGAGCAGCCCACGCAGAAGAAUCGAGACUGAUGUCAUGAAGUUGAUGAGUGACUAUGAGGUUACUCUGGUGAACGACAACAAGUUCUAUGUUAGAUUUAAGGGACCUACCGAGACUCCAUUCGAAGGCGGCGUCUGGAAGGUCCAUGUCGAGCUUCCUGACCAGUACCCCUAUAAGUCACCGAGUAUCGGCUUUGUGAAUCGCAUCUUCCAUCCCAACAUCGACGAGCUGUCGGGCUCCGUCUGCCUGGAUGUCAUCAACCAGACUUGGUCGCCCAUGUUCGACAUGAUCAACAUCUUCGAGGUCUUCUUGCCUCAGCUUCUUCGAUACCCGAACCCGACGGACCCCUUGAACGGCGAGGCGGCUGCUCUGAUGAUAAGAGAACCCAAGAGCUACGACGCUAAGGUUAAGGAGUACGUCCAAAAGUACGCAAGCAAAGAUGCUGCCGACGAAGCCGGCGCCGAGAGCGAAGACGAUGACGACAUGUCAUCCGUUGGUAGCUUCGGCGACGAUGACGAGGAACCCGCCGGCCGCCUUGACGAUGUAUGA